AUGGCCUACGGCGGGAAGUCGGCCGUCGACGCCAUCCUCGCGGAGGCGGCCGACCUCGUCGCGCUGGAGCAGAUCGCGAGGCUCAACACGGCGCACCUCGACGACUCCGCGGCGCUGCCCUCCAGCCUCGAGUCCCGCUUCCGCAAGCUCAAGUCCCUACCCGCCGCCGCCCCCUUGCCCCCGCCCGCCAAGACCCUGGGCCGCAGCGUCACCGCGCCGCCGCAGCACCGGGACGAUCCUCCCGCCCACUCGCCUCCCCAAGCAAACCCUCCCGCGCCUGCCCCGGAUGCGUCCCGGAAAGACGACCAGACCUCUCCGCCGCAGCCUCCUCCGAACCCGACCGUCCCCGCGGUUCGAGAGGAAGACGAAGACGAGGACGAGGACCUGGAGCGGCUGUUCGGGCCACGGCGGGGCCGGCCGACGCUGAAGGAGCGGAACCGGCGGACGGACUCCUCCUCCUCCUCCCAGUCCCCGCCGCCGCCGCGCCAGGCGUGCUGCUUCCCCUUCUCGCCCAAGAAAACCCUGCAGAAGACCCCUGCCACAAGGAGCAGCAAGAAGAAGACCCACGCCGAAGGGUACACCGGCGACGUCCUCGGCGUCGACGCCGGCGAGUGGGGCGACGAGAACAGGCGGAUGGCCACGGAGCUCAGGGAGCAGCAGCGCAAGAUGAAGAAGGCGCUGGAGGAGCAGGUCAGGGUGAGCAGGGAGACGGCCAAGAUGGCGCGCUGGGUCAAGCAGGCCUCCGCGCGCAUGACGCACACCGAUGCCAUUGACGACCUGCUCAGCGACCUCGACGACGACGACGACCUCAAGUGA
Lolium rigidum is the source of this 816-nucleotide messenger RNA. RefSeq names its product predicted GPI-anchored protein 58. The record is from RefSeq and is a predicted model, not a curated record. Bases 1 to 816 code for a protein of 271 amino acids. Lineage: Eukaryota; Viridiplantae; Streptophyta; Magnoliopsida; Poales; Poaceae. The transcript has a single exon.